UCUGCAGGCCUGGGAAGAGGAAGAGGAGGAGGAGGAGGAGGAGGAGGAAGGCGAGGCAGAGCAGCAGCAGCAGCAGCGGCGGCGGCGGCGGCGAGGGAGGAAGGAAGGAAGGAGGUGGCGAUGCCGAGCAAGAAGAAGAAAUACAACGCCCGCUUCCCCCCGGCCCGGAUCAAGAAGAUCAUGCAGACGGACGAGGAGAUUGGCAAGGUGGCGGCGGCCGUGCCCGUGAUCAUUUCCCGGGCGCUGGAGCUCUUCCUGGAGUCCUUGCUGAAGAACGCCUGCCACGUCACGCAGUCCAGGAACGCCAAGACCAUGACCACGUCCCACCUGAAGCAGUGCAUCGAGCUGGAGCAGCAGUUUGACUUCCUGAAGGACCUGGUGGCCUCCGUCCCGGACAUGCAAGGGGACGCCGAGGAGAACCACGUGGAGGGAGAGCGAGCGCCCCGGAGGGGCCGGAAGCCGGGCAGUGGUCGGAAGAACGGCGGCACCGCGGGCAAAGGAAGGGACGCCAAGCAGUCGGGCACCGAUUCGGAGCAAGAGGAUGACACGGAAGACAGCGAGAGCAACGGAGACGAGGAAAUGCCCCAGGCGACCCCGGCCGCGCGACCCACCACCCACCUCUCCACCCUGCCCUCAGACAAUCGGUCCGGUGCACAGCGUAUGAAGGGAAGGUGCGAUAGAGGAAACUGUCAAUCACACACCAGGGUUUUUCCCGACAUUCAGACCCAUCGAUUCGGAAGGAAACUCGAAAAGCGAGCCAGAUACUCACUGCUGAAGUAUCCGCGGCUGUAGGCGUACCAGACGCCGAGGAUGACCAGCGCCAGGACGAGGAGGAUGACCACCACCGCGGCCACGAUGCCGCCCACGUUGACCUCGCCUAAAGCGGGCAGAAAUGUCAGAAAUAAAAUUAAUACAUAAACAAAAACAAGGUUGGACUACAACUCGAGAGUAUAUAGAGUAAAAUAAUAAAUGCAAUAACAAGAUCAGAGUAAAAUAAUAAAUGUAAUAAUAAUAAUAAUAAUAAUAAUAGAGUAAAAUGAAUGUAAAAGUAGCAACAAUAAUAGAGAAAAAUAAUAUAUGUAAUAAUACCGAUAAUAAUAGAGAAAAAUAAUAAAUGUAAUAAUACCAAUAAUAAUAGAGAAAAAUAAUAAAUGUAAUAAUAGAGAAAAAUAAUAAAUGUAAUAAUACCAAUAAUAGUAGAAAAAAUAAUAAAUGUAAUAAUACCAAUAAUAAUAGAGAAAAAUAAUAAAUGUAAUAAUAGAGAAAAAUAAUAAAUGUGAUAAUACCAAUAAUAAUAGAGAAAAAUAAUAAAUGUAAUAAUACCGAUAAUAAUAGAGAAAAAUAAUAAAUGUAAUAAUACCGAUAAUAGAGAAAAAUAAUAAAUGUAAUAGAGAAAAAUAAUAAAUGUAAUAAUACCGAUAAUAAUAGAGAAAAAUAAUAAAUGUAAUAAUACCGAUAAUAAUAGAGAAAAAUAAUAAAUGUAAUAAUAGCAAUAAUAAUAGAAAAAAAUAAUAAAUGUAAUAAUACCGAUAAUAGAGAAAAAUAAUAAAUGUAAUAAUAGCAAUAAUAAUAGAGAAAAAUAAUAAAUGUAAUAAUACCGGUAAUAAUAGAGAAAAAUAAUAAAUGUAAUAAUAGCAAUAAUAAUAGAAAAAAAUAAUAAAUGUAAUAAUACCGAUAAUAGAGAAAAAUAAUAAAUGUAAUAAUAGCAAUAAUAAUAGAGAAAAAUAAUAAAUGUAAUAAUACCAAUAAUAG
Messenger RNA from Anolis carolinensis (green anole), 1752 nucleotides. RefSeq names its product DR1 associated protein 1 (gene drap1). The transcript is spliced from 7 exons. Gene Ontology annotation, biological process: transcription by RNA polymerase II. Gene Ontology annotation, cellular component: nucleus; negative cofactor 2 complex. Lineage: Eukaryota; Metazoa; Chordata; Lepidosauria; Squamata; Anolidae. The coding region runs from base 121 to 792 and encodes 223 amino acids. Gene Ontology annotation, molecular function: protein heterodimerization activity; RNA polymerase II general transcription initiation factor activity; core promoter sequence-specific DNA binding. The record is from RefSeq and is a predicted model, not a curated record.